AACUUCCAUUCCAGUCUCUGUUUUUGCAUUUUCUGAAUGUCCAGUUCCUGCAAAACGGGGAAUUUCUGAUCUGCUGGAAUCUUUUUUCCCCCUUCCCUUUGUUGUUUGUCAUCCUCCUGCUGUCUCACGCAAGUCGUGUGCUAUUUAUAACUUUCCUUCUCCCAGUGUGUGUGUGAUGUUGCAUGCGCACUUGUGUGUUUGUGGCAGCCAGGGAGAGGUGUAAGUGCAGGGGAAAGGUUGGAAACGCAACCUGAAACCAAUGCAGAGAGAACAGAAAAAAAGGUGGAAUUUCCAGCAGAGCUUGUCCGGUUAGGAGCCGGUCGCCAAAUGUGCAUAUUUGCAUGCAUGCUCCCGGCUUGGAGGUGCGCACAGGUCACGACGGGGAAGGCCAAGAUGUACUCUGCAAGCUGAGGUCAUCACCCGUCCUAGCAUGCAUCUGCACUGUGGAAUUAAUGCAGUUUUACUCCACUUUGGCUCGAUGAUUCUAAAGGAUCCUUGGAAAAGCGCAAAGUAGGGCCCAAGAAGAAAAGGCCGCCCAUUUUGCAAAUGCCACCCGCCAAUAAGCAGUCGUCUGUCCCUCCGACGCCUCCCAGGAACUUGGAUUCCCGGACUUUUAUUACCGUUGGUGAGAAAAACUUCGAAGUGGAGGCUGAUGACUUGGUGAGCAUUGCCGAGCUAGGAAGAGGGGCCUACGGUGUGGUGGAGAAAGUCCAUCACGCGCAGAGCGACACCACCAUGGCUGUGAAGAGGAUCCGGGCGACCGUGAACACUCAGGAGCAGAAGCGGCUGCUCAUGGACCUGGACAUUUCCAUGCGCACGGUGGACUGCUUCUAUACCGUCACUUUCUACGGAGCCCUUUUCAGAGAGGGCGACGUCUGGAUCUGCAUGGAGCUAAUGGACACGUCCCUGGAUAAGUUUUACAAGAGAGUCUUGGAAAAGAAGAAAACCAUCCCUGAAGACAUCCUGGGGAAAAUAGCCGUGUCUAUUGUGCGAGCACUUGAGCAUUUGCACAGUAAGCUAUCUGUGAUUCACAGAGAUGUCAAGCCCUCCAACGUCCUGCUCAAUAAACAAGGGCACGUCAAAAUGUGUGAUUUUGGGAUCAGUGGCUACUUGGUGGAUUCGGUCGCAAAGACGAUGGACGCAGGCUGCAAACCUUACAUGGCCCCCGAAAGGAUAAACCCCGAACUGAACCAAAGGGGAUAUAAUGUGAAAUCAGAUGUCUGGAGCCUUGGCAUCACCUUGAUCGAGAUGGCCAUCCUCCACUUUCCCUACGAGUCUUGGGGAACCCCUUUCCAGCAGCUAAAGCAGGUGGUCGAAGAGCCCUCUCCGCAGCUCCCCGAAGACCGCUUCUCCAAGGACUUUGUGGACUUCACGGCCCAGUGCUUGAGGAAGAAUCCUGCCGAACGAAUGAGCUAUGUGGAACUCAUGGCGCACCCGUUCUUCACCCUGCACGACACCAAAGAGACGGACAUGGUCUCCUUCAUCACAGAAAUCCUCGCAGACGAUUCUUAAGAGUCCCUUCCUUCCUUCCUCCCUCCGUCGGACAAAACCAGACCUGGCUCAGCGUCCACCCGGUUUCUCCCUGCGAACGGAGAACGGCGGGAGUCGGGACUUUCCUUCGCCAUUCACAGUGGUUUGCACAAAACGGAAUGAAUGUCUCCAUCGCGUCCUCCCUGAACCCAGUCAUAUUUCUCUAAGCGCAUUCGUGCCGUCAACACCUUUCGACGGGAGAAGUCCGGCUCUCCAGCGUGCACCCAUCCACCCACGGAGAGAUCCGGAUGCCUUCGUGCAGCAUGAUGCUCCCUCCGUCCCAUCCCCGUGGAGUGACUUUUAACUCGGUUAUGAUUCUCCUUCUUUGACCCAAACGUUGUGCUCUUAGCCAUGCUCAGGGAUGUGCCGUCCAGACGCCCUGGUUAACCGGCCCGCCUGGCAAAACCCGGUCGGCGUUUCCUGCAGGAAAUUACGCUGCAGUUUUAAAAGGGAAGAACUUCUGGACCCCAAAAGGACCAAGACAAGAAGGAGGAGGAGGAGGAGGAGGAGGAGCUGCGCUAGAACCCCUCUGCUCCUUCUCCGCUGUUUUCCUCCUUCCUUCCUUCCUUCCUUCCUUCCUUCCUUCCUUCCUUCCUUCCUUCCUUCCUUCCUUCCUUCCUUCGUUCUUUUCCAUCCUUCCUUGGCUUGCCUUCCGCCUUCCUUCCCCUUCUUCCAAUUUCCCCUUCUCCUAUCCGCUCUGAUUUUCUCUUCCUUCUGUUUCAUCCGUCUCGUCCUAUAUUUUCUCUUCCCUUUCCCCUUCUUCUCCAACACCUUCUCCGUCUCCUCCUCCUCUUCUCCUCCCUUUCCUAUCGUCUCCUUCUUCUCUAUCUUCUCCUCCAUUCCUCUUCUCCAUCUCUUCCUCCUCUUUCCCUCCCUUUCCCUUCUUCUCCAUCUCCUCCUCCUCUUCUCUUCCCUUCUUCUUCUUCUUCUUCUUCUUCUUCUUCUUCUUCUUCUUCUUCUUCUUCUUCAUCAUCUUCUCCUCCCUUUCCCUUCUCCUCCAUCUCCUCUCUUCCCUUCUCCUUCUUCUCAGUCUUCUCCUUUACUUUCUUUUCCUUCCUUCUCCUCCUUCUCCUCCUCCUCCUCUCUUCCCUUCCCCUUCUUCCCCAACACCUUCUCCAUCUCCUUCUCUUCUCCUCCCUUCCCUGUCUUCUCCUUCUUCUCUAUCUUUUCCUUCCUUCUCCUCCUCCUUCUCCUCCUCCUCCUCUCUUCCCUUCCCCUUCUUCCCCAACACCUUCUCCAUCUCCUUCUCUUCUCCUCCCUUCCCUGUCUUCUCCUUCUUCUCUAUCUUUUCCUUCCUUCCCCUUCUUCUCCAUCUCCUCUUCCUCCUUCUCUUCCCCUUCUUUUUCUCCGUCUCCUUCUCCUCCUCCUUUUCCUUUUUUCCUUCCAGGAGAAACCUUUCCUUCUCUCAGGCUUCUACCGAACAAGUCGCUUCUCUCCCGUCCUGGAUUUAUUUCCAAGAGCCACGUUUUGGUUCCUCCGUCCACUCGAAAUAGGCAAAUUGCGUCUCAGCUUUGCCCUUCUGGAGCCAGGCCUUUGAACGGCGGGUUCAGGGUGGAUCCAGGUUUGAGCUUUCCACCUGAGAGAAGCCAGUGGAUCGGAGUGGAUCCCUCUCUUGUUUAUCUCAACCCCUGCCCGACCUGAACAGGUCUCAUUGGAUGUCAAAGGGUUGUGGGAUGCUAAGCCAAUGCAACAUAGCAUUUCCUUCUCCUUUCCAUGUGCCCUGGCAGUCUCCAUCCCCAUGAAUGCACUUAAAUAUCUGCAGCCCUGGGUUUAGAUGCAGCCCGUCCUGUUGACGCCUGCCUCUUGCAGAUCCGUCCAUUUGUGGCCGUGAUCAAAAUGCCACCCAGUGAUCUUUUAAAGAAAUCGGUAGUGUGCCAUAAUAAUGAAUUUGAACCACGUUCAUGCACACAUACAUAUUUUUUUGGGGUGGGAGAUAUUGGCUUUUUCCGUUGUACUUUUUAAUCUGCUCCUAUCAAAUUGCCUCCAUUGGAUUCUUGCUUUGCUGCCUCCACCGUUGUGUCUUUACAUUGAGAGCCAUUCUCGAAGGUUAAGCUAGAACCCGGGUCAGUGUCAGUCUAGAACCUGGAAGGUAUACUCUUGCAUGGGAAAUCCAAGUGCAUUGCAAGUGGGAAUGAAAUUGGACGAGAGUCAUUUCGCCCAGUGGCAACCAGUGCCAUUUUGGGAAAGUGCAGAGGAAAAUAGAGAUUGCAAGGCAAUCUGCAGGGAAAUUGGAGAUUGCAUAAUCUGCAAGGAAAUUGGAGAUUGCAAGGUAAUCUGCAGGGAAAUUGGAGAUUGCAAGGUAAUCUGCUGGGAAAUUGGAGAUUGCAAGGUAAUCUGCAGGGAAAUUGGAGAUUGCAAGGUAAUCUGCAGGGAAAUUGGAGAUUGCAAGGUAAUCUGCAGGGAAAUUGGAGAUUGCAAGGUAAUCUGCUGGGAAAUUGGAGAUUGCAAGGUAAUCUGCAAAUAAAUUGGAGAUUGCAAAGUAAUCUGCAAAUAAAUUGGAGAUUGCAAGGUCUGGGAUGCGUUGGAAGGCUUUGUUUAGGGGUAUUUUGAUGUUGUUUCAUGGGUUUGGAGGCAUUUCUGCCUGAGCACGCCCCAAAGUGAAAUUUUGUGUUGGGUUCAAGGGCCAAGAAAGAAGGAUCCAUCCCUUUCCCGGCUUUGAAUCUUCACUCUCUUCUGCUCUGCGUUCUCCAGAUAGGACUUUCUUACAAUCCUCUCGUUUUCCCGCUCAAUAAUAUUCUUCCUCUCAAUCGACCCAUCCUGGAAAUCUAGGCUUAUUUUAGAUCUCGUUUUCCUUCUCGUUUUUUCUGGGUCUUUUGCACAAUUCCCUGUUUUCCCAGGCGGAUGGUGCCACGUUUCUUGUGACGCUUCUCCCUGAACGCCCUUCACCCUGUGGCCUCGAAAUGUGCAGCGCUGGGCUGUGCACUUGUAUAAUAAUAAUAAUAAUAAUAAUAAUAGUAGAUAUUUGGGGAAAUCUCUUUUAGAAUGGUGUGGUUGUGCCUUUCCGGAUUUUUUCUUCUCUCUUUUCUUUUUUGGGAUUUUUUAAAACCUUGCAUGGUUAUGGAUUUUACAAUGCUUUCCCCACUUUUACUCCCUCCUCUCCAUGAAAACCCAACCGGUUUUGGAAGGGAAGCGGCUCUGUUUAGAGAAACCCGCCAGUGAUGGUGGCUGCCUUUCACGGCAGUCGCAGGAGCUGAGUUUCGGGAACAGAGACCGCCUUCUGCAAACUGGGAUUUGCCAUUAUCUGGAGGGGGAGAAAAGUAACUUCCUUGGUGACAUAUGUAAUGCAACGUCUGUAUCCGCGGGAAUGUGUUCUCAGACAUUGCACAGAUACAGAAAUCUGGAUACUAGCAAACUAUUGAAAUGAAGGACUUUGCACAAGGAUAUUAUAUAGCAAAGGCACGGGCGAAUUUGGGCCCUCCGGGUGUUUUUGACUUCAACUCCCAGAAUUCCUGACAGCCUCAGGCCCUCCCCGAAAUUGCAGUCAGCCUGGGAAAUCGCAAACAACCAACCGUGGGAUUUCUGGGAGACGUAGCCCCGCAAAGGAGUAACUUUUCCAAGUUCUGCCAUCCUCUUGGGGGGGGAGACUGCCAAUGCUUUUUAUGAUUUUGCAAGACUUGUUUGUAAAAACAACUAACUUUGGUCAUUUGGUUUUCAAUAAAAUGAGCCCAGACCCAG
This is a messenger RNA of Anolis carolinensis (green anole), 5205 nucleotides long. RefSeq names its product mitogen-activated protein kinase kinase 3 (gene map2k3). Gene Ontology annotation, molecular function: ATP binding; MAP kinase kinase activity. Bases 547 to 1512 code for a protein of 321 amino acids. Gene Ontology annotation, biological process: protein phosphorylation; MAPK cascade. The record is from RefSeq and is a predicted model, not a curated record. The transcript has 13 exons. Lineage: Eukaryota; Metazoa; Chordata; Lepidosauria; Squamata; Anolidae.